AUGAAUUGUGUGGAGGUGCGGUCGGCACAGGCGGCCGUUGACGCCCGGGCCCCUGCGGAGCGGCCUCACGUCGCCCUCAAGCUGAAGAAGCUGCAAAGGGAGCUAGAGCGUGCCGCCAAGGUGCAGCGCGACAACUUCAGCCUGCUCCAGCGUCUGGGCGCAGUCAUGGCGCUCAACCGACUCGACAACCAUUGGCAGGAGCCACUGCCGAACUUUCAGCGAAAAGUGGGCCAAUUCUACGACGUGAAAUCGUUGAACAGCAAAUUGACCGCACGUUCAUCGCAGGACAAUUUCACUGGAUCCGCUCACGGCAAUUUCAAGUGCUAUGCUUGCGAGCAUAGGAGGAACAAGGAGCAAUUGAGCGAGCGAACAAAGAAGCGUUUCGGAACCGAAGAAAGCAGCUGUGACGUCCUUCCGUUAAUAUAUUACAAGAUGCGC
Iphiclides podalirius (scarce swallowtail) is the source of this 438-nucleotide messenger RNA. NCBI's taxonomy places the organism in Eukaryota, Metazoa, Arthropoda, Insecta, Lepidoptera, Papilionidae. The record is from the annotation of a GenBank genome assembly.